AAAGGUUGUGUUUCUGGAACAGAGACACUUGGAGAUCGAGACUGUGUACAGCCGGAGAGAGAAGAUGAAAAACUGAGUCCCUCCCUCCCACAAGCUAGCGAUGCUUCAUCCAAUCAAGCUGAGGACACUGUGACUGAGGCUAACGCAGAGAGCGUUGUGCUAGGAGAAAGUGUGAGUCAAUAUUCAUCAGCCCCAGUUGAACCAGGGAAAGAAGAUGAAAGAACAGACAACAAAAUCGUUGUUUCUCUGACCAAAACAACGAGCGAAACUUUAACGUCCAAUCAGAACGGAGAAGGCUCUGUGGCUACUAAACUGCCUGCGUUGAUGGAGUCUGGAGAGCCUGGCAAUGAAAGGGUUAAAGUGUUUUCAACUGGAAGUGAUGUGUCGUCAGUCGGGAUGGGUGGAGCCGAAAAAGUGAAGAAGGGGGAAUGGGAGGAAGAAAGACAACUAGUUGAGGAGAAGGGAGUGAGGGAGGAAGAGAAGGAGGGUGAGGACGAGGAGGGGGAAAAGAUGGAGAGGACAAGUCACGGCAAACAAACCACACCCCAGAGGGAAGGAGGAGAGGACUGCCAGUGGCGGGAGGUCGCGUUGCAAGUGGCUGGGGAAGGACUGGAGCGAGAGUUGAAAGAACUGCAGGCAGCACUAGAGGCAGCCGGUCUCCCUGGCAUCGCAGCGAAAACUCAGUUAGGAAUUAGUGACAGAGCUAGGGCUGGAGAUAUUUCGUCAGCCACGAGAGAUUGCAGCUUUCAACUGGAGAGCAGUGUCUCGAAGAAAAUGAGUAGAGAGCUUCAAUCGAGACAGAAAAAUGAAUUUGGGAGCUCCAUGAGUGGACCGGGGAGAAAUAGAGAUCAGGUCAUGUCUCACAAACGAAACGUUUUCUCAGAGUUUGAAAUGAGUCAGAACAAAGAGCCAGACAGCAGUGAAAGAGCUAUAGAUCUCAUCUCUCCAGAGGGACGACUAGCAGGAGGAGAGAAAGAGGUUCACCAGCAAAGUAUGUCUUCAGUUUCCGAACUGGGAGGGAAAUUAAUGCAGCGAAAAAUCGGUGGCACAAUCGAAACCGGACACCUUGCAGCUAGAAUGGAAGGAGAUACGGACGACUCUGCUUCCAACCAACACGUGAGUGUCUCUGGAGUGUUUCAGAAGGGUGGAAGAAGGGAAGGAGAGGGGAGGGGGGAGGAAGAUGGGGGAUUGGAAGGAGCCAUAAGGGCUCUGGCAAAGGAAGAAUUAAGCAGCAUUGCUAGAGAGCUCCUCUUCCAGAGGGACAGACUGAGACAAGACGUGGGGCCAAGUGAGAGAGGGGGUGUGGUCAGGAGGCGUGGUCUGGUUGCCAAGGGACACAGCAGUCACGAAGUAACACAGAAUGAAACUAAAACUGGUACAGUCACUCGUAAGUCCGGUUUGGCCGCUCCGAACAGUGGUCCAUUUGCUCUGAAAACGGGUUUGUCAGGCUCUAAAACCGGUUCGUACAAGUCUGGAUCAGCCCCAACUGGUUUGAUUGGCGGACUAAAACCCAGUCUGAAGGGGAGUAAAACCAGUUUGUCCAGUUCCAAACAGGGUCUGCCAACCAGUGGAUCUGGUUCCGUAGCGAGACUCAACCGUGGAGAUGACAGUAAGAGUACCAGAGGAGGAAGAGGUGAAAGAAGAGGGGAAAGAGAAAGAAGCGAGAGCGGAAGAGAGGUGGAAGUUUUGAAAGCUGAAGUCAACUCUCUCAAACGGGCUCUUAUUGAGCAACAAGCGAGAGUCCAGUCAGAACAAGAGGAGAGAGAGAAGGAGUUCAGGGCCAGAGAAGAGGCAGUGAAGGCCAGUCACCUCCAGAGAGAGGCGGAGCUACAGCAGAAGAUAGCUACUCUCACUAACACCAUCGUGAGCAUGGAGCAGGUGAGGUCGCCACGGGAACGGGUGAAAGUGGGCGGGGCAAUCUCCGAGAGAGAGUGGGAGGAGUUAAGGAGAAGUGUCGCGGAACAGGAGACUAUAAUACUCGGAUAUCAGAAGAUGAUGGAGCUAUAA
Molecule: messenger RNA, 2007 nt
Organism: Geodia barretti
Lineage: Eukaryota; Metazoa; Porifera; Demospongiae; Tetractinellida; Geodiidae
Source: the annotation of a GenBank genome assembly